UAAUGAGGUAGCGGGAAUACACUGAGUGAAUGUAAAUAGGGAAAGAAACCUUCGUGUUCCACGUCAGGGUGAAGAUUCGGUGGGCGUUCGUCUCAGCCAAUAAGACGCCUAGAUACGCCAGGUGGGGCGUUCAGGACCUUCCCAGGUAUUUAUUUCAGACGAGGCACCGAACCUCCGUUUCUCACUUUAGUGGUCACCGGAGACCAAGCGCGCUUUGCACCAUGAGUAUCGGUUACCACCGCCCGGGGAAUAUGAGCUUCAGCAGCCGCUCCCACGGAUCCCUGCCUAAUCGAAGCUCAUUGUAUCGAGCCAGUUCGGGCACCUUUCAGCCGGGACUCUUCCGAGGAUCCUUCAGCACUUUCUCUAGCUCUCCCCUCUCUGCCUCGACGCCUUUCCUUUUCUCCGCCCUGCCCAGUUUGAAGAUCGACCCCAAGCUGCACCAGAUUCGCACGGAAGAGAAGGAACAGAUCAAGGGGCUCAACAACCAGUUCGCCUCCUUCAUUGACAAGGUAUGCAAACUUGAGCAGCAGAACCAAGUGCUAGAGACACAGCUGAAGCUUUUGAAGGGCAAAGACCAAUACAAAUCCAACUUGGGGCACAUUAUGGCAGCCCACAGCCAGCCCCUUAAGCAGCAGAUAGACACGCUCAAUCAAGAUAAGAUGAAAUUGCAAAACGAGCUGGACCACACACAGACCCUUCUGGAGGAACUGAAAAGCCAGUAUGAAGAGGAAAUAAAUCAGCGUAAUCAACUGGAAAAUGAGUUUGUGGUGACUAAAAAGGACCUGGAUGAUAUUUACUUGCAGAAAGUAGAUGUUGAAUCCAAGCUAGAGAGCAUCACGAAUGAAAUCAAAUACCUCAAGCAGCUCUUUGAAGAGGAGAUCAGGGAAUUGCAAUCUCAGAUCCAAAAUGCAAUGGUCACUCUGGCCAUGGACAACAACCGGGAACUGGAGAUGAAGCAUAUUGUUGAUGAGGUGAAAGAGCAAUACAAGGCCAUAACUGCCAAGAGUCGUGAUGAGGCUGAACAGUGGUACAAAAGCAAGAUUGAUGACAUUGUAAGGCAAACUCAGAAGCAUAAUGGUGAGAUGAAAAGCAUCAAGGGUCAGAUUGCUGAGUUGACUCGCUAUGCUCAGCAUGUCAAUGCAGAAAUUGAGGCCUUAAAGAAUCAGCGAGCCAGUCUAGAAAAUGCUGUGGCCUCAGCUGAAGAACAAGGGGAGCAGGCUGUGCAAAAUGCCAAGAGUACUGUCCAAGACCUAGAGGAGGUGCUGAAGCAAGCCAAACAUGACAUGGCCACCAAGAUGAGAGAAUACCAAGAACUGAUGAACCUCAAGCUGGCCCUUGAUAUAGAAAUUGCCACCUACAGAAAGCUGCUGGAAGGAGAAGAAAACCGGAUGGUUGGUCAGGUUCCAGCACAGCAGGUCAAUGCCAUUAACAAGCUAGCUGGACUCCUGACUCAGGGGAUGGUACUUCCUUCUCACAUUGGAGCUGCAGGGACUUCAGUCACCAACAGCAGCUCACUGAAGAGGCCUUUGAUGAUCAAGACCAUUGAGACCAAGGAUGGGAAGAUCAUUUCAGAGGCCAGCCAUUUUUCAAAGAAGUAACUGUAGCAGAAGCAGCAAAAAGUCUAUGUGCCCUAAAGACUUAAAAAUAAGUGAUUGUUUUUAUAGCCCCUAAUGAUAACCUACUUCAUAUACCUCCACAUUUUCUCCCUUGCAAUGCUAUUUCUUUUUCAAGUGACAAUGGCUCAGUUUCACCUGGCCUAUAAAGUGGUACAGAUCAUAUGUUCUAUUUACUAAUUCAUAUUAAAGCUCCUGAAAAAUGCGUUGUCAGCAUCAGUGUCUUGCAUGAGUUUUGUCAGCCGCUCUAGGCACAUCGUUGCUCAUCUCCAGGCCCUGUCUUCCUUCCAUAGCUUCUAUAGACAUUUAUUCUCUGCUUGGGUUGAGGCAGGAAAUUCUGAUCUUUCUAGAUGAAACAUACACAAAGAACUGUGCCAAGUGCACAGAUGCUCAGAUUCAAGGGGGAGUGGAGAUUUCAAGUUGAGAUCAUUUCUGCCACAAGGAGAGGCCCGGAGAAUAUGCCAGGAAGUAGCUGAAGGGAAAAAAUACAUAGCUAUGUGUGGAUGUGCAGCAUUCCUUUGGGAACAGCUCAGAUGUCUACUACUGUUCUAAAGCAUUUCCUAUACCUCUUUGCUAUACUGAACUACAGCCUCUCCAAAUCUUGACCCCAGAUGUUCUUGGAUUGUAACUCUACCGCUCCUGAUUGGUAGGAGUGAUACAAUUUAUAAUCCAAAAGUAUUCCAGGAGCCAUGUUGAGAGAGGCUGCAUCUAGCAUGGCCAAGAAACCAAGCCCAUGAAUGGACUGUGACAAUCAGAGAAACUCCGUUCCAAAGGCUCCUAUUAAGCUAUAUGAGUUAAAGUCAACAUAAUUUUUGGGGAUCAAGAAUGCCUGACUCCCCAUAAAGAAACUGGAGCAAUUUUAGUAGCAUCUCAAGGUUGGGUAUGCCAUCCUUCCUAAUGUGUAAGUUAACGUGUCAUUCACUUCUGGAAUGGGGGCAGAAUAAAACGUGUCAUGUGGAGAAUCACCAGGGCAAGGAGAGCAAACUCUGUUCCUCUGCAUUGAGCACAUUUCCAUUCAGGGCAUUCCAUAUGAGGACUUUGCAAGAAUUCAAAACCAGCUUUGGAAUUCUGCUAUUCUGCAAUAUCAGCCAUGUUAACAAGCUAAGGGGAUUUGUUUAUGGCCAGCUGUAGUGGAUUUGAAGCUGCAGUAAAACUGCAGUUUUCUUUGAACUGCAACAGCUCUAGGGAGCUUGUGAAUGGUUUGCUUCCCCGUUUGUGGGAACUCUUGUCUCAUCAAUAACUCUAGGCUGCAACCAUCCUAACAGACUGGUCAAAGGGAAAGCUGAUUUGACAGCUUUGUGCAGCUCCUUAACAUCCUUGUUCAGAUUUGGGGGUGGGGGGCGGUGGGGGAGUAUAUGACCAGAUAUAUACCAAAUGAAGCAAGGAAGUGGCUGGAGGGGAAAAUAAUUGAUUUUCCUUACUGUAUUGCAAGAAAUUACUUCCUGCUGAAAAGAGCACUUUGCAAUAUUCUCUUAAUAUAUAAUAAAUGUACAAGAUAAUAUAUAAUUGUUACAACUUGGGAGGGAAGUCAUUUAAAAAAAAUUUCUAAGGGUUUCCUGGUAAAAGAUAAUUGUAAUCAGCAGCCAUCAGUCAGGCUGACCUUCCUGCCACCUCUUAGUCCAGCUGGAAGAAAAGUGUUUUAGAUCUUCCUUCCAGCUCAAAGUCCAGAAAUAUAGAACUAAACCAGCCUUGUGUCAAGCAAUGGCUGUGUAACCAUGCAGUCUUGUAUAUAAAACCAGUGAAGCCAACUCUCUA
Molecule: messenger RNA, 3368 nt
Organism: Candoia aspera
Lineage: Eukaryota; Metazoa; Chordata; Lepidosauria; Squamata; Candoiidae
Product: keratin, type II cytoskeletal 8-like
Exons: 9
Coding region: 222-1598 (458 amino acids)
Biological process (GO): keratinization; intermediate filament organization
Cellular component (GO): keratin filament
Molecular function (GO): structural constituent of skin epidermis
Source: RefSeq, a predicted model, not a curated record